AAUAAAUAUUUGUUCCAAUUAAUUUGCGUAGAUAUUCGAAUUAGUAAAUAUGCCAAACUAAACUGAAAAUAUUUCGGAAACGACAAUGAAGAACACUUGUCAUUAGGAAGUGCUCUAAACUAAGAUGGUGACACCAAAUUUAACCCUCUUACUACGCAGAAGUUUAAUCUCGAUCAGCUAUCGUUCUAUGUCGAACAAAAUGCCUGGACAAUUAGAAGAGAUUCAAGCUAAACGCGCUACAUUUGGAAUGGGAUGCUUUUGGGCAGGUGAUUGUCUGUUUGGUGUUUUACCCGGUGUCAUCAAAACCUGCGUAGGAUAUGCCGGUGGACAAAAGGAAUCGCCUACUUAUAGAAGCAUCGGAGAUCAUACCGAAGUCGUUGAUAUAGAGUACAAUCCAGAUGUGAUAUCUUAUGCAGAACUGCUCUCUCUGUUUUGGCAAAACCACGAAUAUGGUCUGACUACAAAAAUCAAGAGACAGUACAUGUCUCUGAUUUUGUACCACGACGAGGAACAGAAACUGCUGGCUGAAAAGUCACGGGAGCAUGAGCAACGAAAACGUACAGAUAUGAUUUAUACAGAAGUUCGAAAAUUUGAAAGGUUUUAUCCGGCCGAAGAUUAUCAUCAAAAGUAUCGACUUCGAAAUCAUCCAUGGUUGUUGGAAACUACUGGUCUCACCAGCGACGAAAUUCUUCGAAAUUCACCAUUAGCCGCGAAGUUAAAUGGUUACAUAGCAGGUGCUGGAACGUUGGAUCAAUUUAAGAAUGAUCUACCAAAGCUUGGAUUAAGCGAGAAGGCUGCACAGUAUUUACAGAAAUACAUAGUUGAUAAUCAAGGAAACGGUUUAUAUUGCUAGCUAAUUUUAUCACUUAUGAAUAACUGGGAAUUGUUCGUAUACAGUGAAUAUGAAUUGCGCGCUAUUUCUUCGUAAGGAAGGAAUAUCGGUCUCACAAAAGGCUUGUUUAUGUGAUCGAGUACCGGCACUACAUUUUAAGCAAUGUGAACAAGUCUUUAGUACGAUUUUAGAUAACAAUUUACGUGCGACAAGUAUCUUUAGUAUUAUAUUUCUCUUUUUGCGUUGCUUCUGUCGUAUAGCCGUACACGAAGAGGAUUAUCCAUUAUAAUAUUUUCUGUAGGUAACGAAUUUAUGAUAUAAUCAUUUGUUUGCGCUCUGUGGUAUCGGUAUUUUAUUUUCAAAAAGGAAUUAAAACGAAGUUUGCAAUAAGAUAGGCUGUGAAAGAUACAUAUGUAUAUAUAACUCUUUUUGCAAUAAUUUCUUUGAUCGCUCCGUACAUUCUGAAGUUUCAUAACGUUAUCGCGAUGGCGUUUAUCAUGGAAAAAGAAAAUGAAGUAUACAGUUAGAUUAAAAAUUGUAACUUUUCGCAAUUCACUUUAAAAAUUCCUUCUCUAUAUUGUAUUUUUUCCAAAACUAACAGUAUAAUUAUACACAAAAAAUAUUAAGUAUUUAUCAUUGACAGUUUUAUUUGGUUUUAAGGAAUAAAAAAAUGAUAUGUAUAAUUUAGGACAACUGCGUUAACAGAUGCGCACGCGUAUAUGUAUAUUCUUAUGGCCAUUUAAAGUAUUCGUGUUAAAUAUUCUUUUAAUUUGUUUAUAUGCUUCGUUUCUUUUUUAUAUUUACAUGAAAUUAAAUAUCAUAGGUUAAUGAAAAAAU
Molecule: messenger RNA, 1669 nt
Organism: Megachile rotundata (alfalfa leafcutting bee)
Lineage: Eukaryota; Metazoa; Arthropoda; Insecta; Hymenoptera; Megachilidae
Gene: MsrA
Product: methionine sulfoxide reductase A
Molecular function (GO): peptide-methionine (S)-S-oxide reductase activity
Source: RefSeq, a predicted model, not a curated record